This is a messenger RNA of Marchantia polymorpha subsp. ruderalis, 1299 nucleotides long. Lineage: Eukaryota; Viridiplantae; Streptophyta; Marchantiopsida; Marchantiales; Marchantiaceae. The record is from the annotation of a GenBank genome assembly.
GAAAUUCCAAGGGUCCACACAUUACAACCACAUUGAGAGCUUUCAUCUUUGGGUCUGCAUCAAACCGAGCGCACACACAAUACGAGCGAGAGAUCUAAGCACAAUUCUUGCGUUUAGCGUUGGGAUUUCUACAGCAGUGAAGGAGGGAGUAAGGGAGGAGAAAACAACAUCCGAAGGGAGAGCCAGACGAGCCGGAAGGUGAGCUGGUCCAGCCCUCGGGCUGUGAUCCGCAGACGGUGGAGCUGUGCAUGCGCAGGGGGGCUACUGUUCCUGAUCUCUGUACUUCUUCGAGCAAGAUAAAGGUCGUCAGACCGGAAGUUGCAAAGUAUAUUGAAGAAUACACAAGAGAGUAUCAAAUCCAGAAAAUGCCAGCGGCUAUCUUAGCCGUGAUGAUCCUCCUGACUUGGAUCCCAUGGGUGCACCGUCACUCGUCCAAAACAUUCGUGCAGCAAAAACAUAAACGUCCAAAGAAAUGGAUCUUUAUCGGAUAUAUAAUCGAGCAAGCCCGAAAUUUCGAUAGAAUGCACGACUGGUUGCAUGAUUACCAUAAGAAAGGGUGCCUGACGUUCUCCGUGCCAAUGAUUACUAUGAACAAUACUUUCACAGUGGACCUUCGCAACGUCGAGCACAUUCUCAAAACCGCUUUCAGCAACUAUUCCAAGAUUUCGGAGGUUUAUCGUACCUUCAUCAUCCCAACCAUUCCUAAUCUCGAGAAGGACCUCCAUCCUGGCAGAUAUACCACUCUCGGGAGGCUCAGAGGUUCCUGUACUUUGUACAUCCACACAGCUGAUUCUGUACAGAUGUAAAGAACUUAUGUAGCUCUCCACCUCAUACUGCUUGAGAAUGGUUCGGUGCCCAGAAUUGAAAGUAGUAUGAUUUGGUCAUGAAUACAUUCACAAAUCUUAUCCUCUAGGUUCCAACUGUAUGCCUUAGAAAUUACAACUUAACUUUUCACUCCACUUGAAGAAAAUAAUCAUCAGAAUUGCUCUCACGCUGCUUCAUUAUAGUCUUGGAUUUGUAUGUGCUUAGGUCUCAGCUCUAGCCUCAGACCUCUCGCUAAUUCUUCCAGUGAUUCAUCAGCCGUCAUAGACGUGUCAAUUCCCUGAAGGAGUGUUACAGAACAAAUGCAAAUUCGAGGGCAAGGUGGGACGAAGCUGCAAAAUCUUGAGGACAGUUACAGAAACGAUAGACUGCUUGGUCGAUUGUACAAUAUGAUUGUACAAUCGACUGUACAAUAUGAUUGAAAAUUUAUGCUCCAUGUUAAGAGUCUCUGUAACUGAACAUCCACACGCAGUCCAG